AUGCACCGAUACCUCUUCCGACCUUGCAACCUCGACACCUGCCCCUGUCUCUUCGGGGACCGCAUCUACGUCUACCUCUGUAUCUUCUGUUGCAUCCACCCCGCUCGCUUCUUCGUCUUCGACUUCUUCUUUGUCCUCGACUCUUUCUUCUGUGGCUUUGAGUUCCUCUUCCUUGCCUUCAACUUCUUCCUCUUCCUCCUCGGUGCUUGCUCCGUCAUUACCGUUGCCACCGAUGGAAGCGGACAAUUCACUGCCAUCAGCCCCGCCCUUUCGUAUGCGCAGAACAGUGGCAUUCCCACCGUCUCCGUCAAGGCGGGCACAUACACGGAUUCCAUCAUCGUCCAGGCUACCGCUGCCGUGACAGUCGUUGGCGAAUCCUCUUCCUCCAGUGACUACUCGCAAAACAAGGUGGUCGUCUCGAAUGCAGGGAUUCCCCUUUCCUGGAACACGGCUGCCAGUCUGGGCACGACAUGGAAGAACAUCAAUUUCGUCACUUCCAACACGGCCUCUACCGCUGCUGCUGCCUCUUUGAGCGGCUCCAAGAACGCCUUUUAUGACUGCCAAUUCAUCUCCGCCGGCGAUUUGGGAAUCUCCUCGUCCAUCGGUACUUCCUUUGUCUACAACUCGUACAUCGAAGCGCGUUCCAAGCUCAUCUACAACACGCCCAACAUGUACAUUUACGGCUCUACUCUUACGCCUACAGCGAGCAACGCACUCUUGGUCUACAACAAGGGUGUGUCUUCUGGUACGGUGGUGACUACCAACUCCACCGUCGUCUUCGACUCCUGCGCAGUCACUUCAAAGUCUGGCACCACCGUGACUGGCGUCUCGCUUGCUGCAGCCAACGGUAUUGGGUCCGUUGUUGUCUACAGAAACUCGGCCCUGCCCAGCUUCAUCCUCGGCGCCGGUGUACACGUUGACGCCAAGACCCAGGCGACAGGAAACUUCUAUGGCGAGUUCGGCAACACGGGUGCCGGAUCCUACUCUUCGAACUCGGCCGCAAGGGCGUCCUACGUCAAGAGCCUGAGCGUUGAUCAGGCUUCCCAAUUCUCCGUUGAUCAGGUCUUCGCCACGUCCAACACCAAUUGGAUCGACUCAUCAGUCAUCUCCAUCAUCCAGGACUCGGAUGCAUCUCAAGUCGCAAAGGCGAGCACGGCGAGUGUGGUGUCGUCCACUGCCUCUUCUUCGGCCAUCACAAGCUCCGUCUUCAUAUCGAGCAGCUCCGUCUCGACAUCAAGCAGCUCCGUCACCGCAUCGAGCAUUUCUAUGUCCGCAUCGUCAUCAAGCUCGGUCUCCUCUGGGUCCUCGACGUCCGCCUCUGCCAGUGACGCAUCUUCGCUUUCCACCAGUGCUACUCCCGUUUCGUCGGUAUCUGGUACUUCCUCAAACUCUACAGCAUCCACGAGCACUACAGUGAGUUCGAGCUCCAUCACUGGUACCUCGUCCGCACUCUCGACUGGCUCGACCUCUUCCAGCGAGAGCGCCUCGGUGGAUACUGCCAGCUCCACUACCGCUGCAUCUACUUCGGCUUCUGGCUGCUCUCUUCCCUCCUCGGUGCCUACCACUGCACGUGUCGUGGGUCCGGCUGGGUCCUGCGCCAACUACACCAGCAUCGCCGAUGCCGUCAAAGACCUUUCUACAGACCAGUCCAAGACCGAGUAUGUGUACAUUCUCGCAGGCACCUAUGCCGAGCAGAUCACCUUCAGCCGUGUAGGCCCCACCGUCUUCCGCGGUGAGACGUCCAGCGAGCUCGACCAAUCCAGCAACAAGGUGACUCUCAGGUCCUCUGCUGGUGUGCUCUCUAGCAGCGGAGGAUCUUCCGCUACCGCCCCGUUCCAGGCCACUCAGUACUACAGCAAGAGCAUCAGCUUCUACAACAUCAACUUCGAGAACGCCUACACUGCUGCUACGGGCUACAAUGCUGUUGCACUUUCCAGCAAAGCCUUGAAGGCAUACUACUACAACUGCGGGAUUACCUCCUCUCAGGGGGCUCUCCUGCUCAACUACGGCGCCCAUUACUUCUCGGGCUGCAAGAUCACUGGUACCACGGACAUUGUUUGGGGACAGGGUGGUGCCUACAUCUACAACUCGAAGAUCGUCAGCACCGGAACCACGACUGGUCAGUCUCUUGCCGCACAGUCGUACCAGUCGCAGUACAACCCCUCGCAGUUCGUCUUCGACACUUGCACUUUCGUGCCCACCGACAGCACGGUGCCGAAGGCGAGCACGUACCUGGGCCGCGACUACACAGCGUCGGCGCGUGUGGCGGUGAUCAACUCCUACCUGGACGCUCACAUUGCUCCUGUCGGAUGGUUGAUUGCAUCCAAGACUACGAAUGUCACGUUCGUCGAGGCCAGCAACUCCGGACCCGGAGCGUCCACCGCAUCUAGGGUUUCGCAGAUUGUGACGGAUGCGUCUGCCUAUUCGGCCAGCAACGUUCUCGGCGCUCUUUCGAUCGACACUGCCGCUGUUGCGCCUGUUGCUGCUUUCCCAGACAGCGUCUAUGCCAGUGCGCUUCUUUCCAGCUCAUCGAGUGUCAUCUCCAGCUAUUCCACUCCCGUGGCAAACUCCACGACAGCGACCGCGGUGUCUGCUUCGGCAUCCAGCACUUCUGCCACUGCAGCUGCAACUGCUACCAACACUCUCAUUGUCUCAACCACGCCUGCCGCUGGCGAGUACGGCAACGUCACGGCAGCCAUCGCGGCCCUUCCCAACGACAGCAAGGAAUACACCAUCUACAUUCGCGCCGGAACUUACCAGGAGCAGUUCUCCAUUACGCGGAACGGCAAGGUCACGCUCCGCGGCGAGACGACAUUCCCCAAUGACUUCUCGCAGAACCAGGUCACCAUCCAGUUCUCCUACGGCGUGCUCACCAGCGCCGGCCAGAACGAGUUGACGCCGGUUAUCAACGCCAAGAAGAACGAUGGGUCUGGCCUCGCGUUGUACAACAUCAACUUCGUCAACACGUACCCGCAGACGAAGAACACUGCUGCGCUUGCGGCCGACUUCUACGGCGCCAACAUGGCCGCCUACGGCUGCAAGUUCGUCGGCUACCAGGACACUCUCCUCGCCAACAAGGGCACCCAGGUCUUCUCCAACAGCUACAUUGAGGGCUCUAUUGACUACAUCUGGGGCUUCUCGACGGCCUAUUUCCACCAGUGCUACAUCGCGUCCAACACGGCUGGCGGUUACAUUUCGGCCAUGAGCCGCGCCUCGGCUUCGGCCACGGGUGGCUAUGUUUUUGACAGCUGCUACGUCACGUACACGAGCACCUACGGAUCGACCUUCGGCACCAGCUACCUCGGUCGCCCGUACUCGAGCUACAGCAUCGCCGUGUACAUGAACUCGUUCAUCGACAAGCACAUCAGCCCCGCCGGCUGGGCCGUGUGGCAGACCAGCAACCCUCAGACGGACAACGUCUUGUUUGGAGAGUUCAACAACACCGGCCCCGGCAGCUGGUCCAGCUCUCGUGCGUCUUUCGCGACGAACUUGACCGAGUCCCAGGCGGCGGCUUAUAAGCUAUCUGCUUGGGUUGGCAGCACUUCGUGGCUUGACAUGGAUGCGUACAAUUACGUGCCUUCGUACGACGUCUCCGGCGCAGCUGCAUCGACUACGACUCCCUCGGCGUCAGCUUCAUCCACCAUUGCCUCUGCCACUGCCGCAGCCACCUGGGCGCAUCCGUCAAGUGGCGCCACCCCGCCUACCGGAGCCGUCCUGGUGUCGGUCGGAGGCUCCGUCAACGGGUCGUACAGCAACCUCACCGCCGCCCUCGCGGCUCUGCCGUCGGAUAGCUCGACGCAGAUCAUCUUCAUGUACCCCGGAACCUACAACGAGCAGCCUCCGGCGGUUGACCGGCCGGGUCCCGUCCAGAUCAUCGGUGCGCAGGAUGGCAAUCCCGGCCAGAGCUACAGGACCAACAAGGUCAUUCUGACCCAGGCUCGCGGCUUGUCCGUCUCGCCGCUGCCGACCGGCCAUUCGGACGCCGAAACUGCAACCUUCUCCACCGCCAGCAACAAGAUUGCCAUGUACAACAUCGACAUCAUCAACUCUGACAACCUCGACGGCUCGCUUUCGUCUUACGUCACCCUGGCCGGUUCCAUCUACGGUUCGCGCAUCGCCUUCUACGGCUGCAGCUUCAUUGGCUGGCAGGAUACGCUGUUGACUGGAAGCAGCACUGGCUACCACUACUACGAAUCCUGCUACAUCGAUGGCGCCAUAGACUUCAUCUGGGGCUACUCCAAGGCCUACUUCAAGGGCUGCACCAUCGGCGCCAAGAGGCAGAAGUCGGCCAUCACGGCUCACAGCCGUGCGUCUUCCAGCGCGGUCGGAGGCUACAUCUUCGAUCAGUGUCUGUUCACCGCCGCCUCGUCUGCGACGGUUGAUCUGACGCAGUCUGUUUACCUCGGCCGUCCUUACAGCAAGUACGCCCUCGUUGUUGUCAAGAACUCGUACCUGGACAAUGUGAUCCAGCCCGCUGGUUGGAAGGUCUGGUCCGCCACCGACCCGCGUACCGACGCCAUCACCUUCGCCGAGUUCAACAACACCGGGCCUGGUAACUGGGAGAACAACGCCGCGGCACGCACUGCUUUCGGCUACUGCACGCUGCUGACGUCCGACACGUACUCCCUGUCCGCCGUCAUGGACUCGCCCUCUGACUGGAUCGACAUGACGUACUGGGACUCGAUCACCACGCCGACCGUGGCCGCUUCCACCACGGGAAACACCACCACGACGGUCAACGGCACUUCAGUCUACGACGGUACCACUCCGCCUGCGGGCGCCUUGAUCGUCUCCAAAACGGCCAUUGACGGUGUGACGACGUACGAUACCAUCCAGAGCGCUCUGAAUGCGCUGCCCACCUCGAGCAGCAAGACCGGGACCAUCUUCAUCUACCCGGGCGUGUACUCGGAGCAGCUUGUGCUGAGCAAGUCUGGCACCACCGUCUUCAUCGGCUACUCGGCCGCCACCGACGACUAUUCGCAGAACCAGGUGACGGUCGACUUCAACAAGGGAAUCGACACGCAGGCCGAUGCGUCCAACUCGGACAGCGCGACCGUGUAUGCCACGGGCAACUACUUCCAGGCUUACAACAUCAACUUCAAGAACUCGUUCGGCACGGCCGAGGACUACGCCUCGCUCGGAUUCGGCGUCAAGUCUAGCAAGUACGCAUCGCUGUACGGCUGCCAGGUCUGGGGCAACCAGGACUCGCUGCUCAUCAAUGGCUACUUCUUCGCCUUCAAGUCGCUGAUUGUCGGCAACAUCGACAUGAUCUGGGGCUCGGGUGCCGGCUACUUCCUCAACUCGACCAUUUCGCCCAACACCGACGAUGUUUCGCUGACCGCCAGCAAGCGCGCGACCAACGCCACGGCUGCUGGUUUCGUCUUCGACCAGUGCACCGUCAAGCCCGCCCCCGGCACCGGCCCCUUCACCGAGAUCAGCCUCGGACGUCCGUGGAACAACCUCGCCCGUGUCGCGUACAUAGAGACGUAUCUCGAUUCCAGCGUCGAGGCUGCAGGCUGGAGCCAGUGGUCCAAGUCCACCCCGCAGACGGACGGAGUGACUUUUGCCGAGUACGGAAACUACGGACCGGGUGCAGGCACUUCGAAGCGUGCGAGCUUUUCCACGCAGCUCUCGGCGGCCGACGCCGCCCAGUUCCAGCUCGCCAGCUUCUUCGCCGUGACCUCCUGGAUCAACUUCACCCGGAUCGAUGUUCAGCCCUUCGUGGCCAGCGAGGUCGUCGUUCCGACUUCCGUGGCGUCUUCGUCUGUCAUUGCUUCCUCGACCCUGAUCUCGUCGUCCACGCUCAUCCCGAGCACCGUCUUCGUCACCAAAGUCACUACUGACAAAGAGACCCUCUUCACGACCAUCACUGCCGCCAUCUCGACCGUCACUUCAACGCAGACCGUCACGCUGGACAUGGGCGCCACCGUUACCCCUGACCCCGUCUACAAGACCAGCACCGUGAAGGGUACAACAACCAUUGUCGAGACCCUGUCGCAGGCCGACGUCACGCAGACGUCUACCGUGGUCGUCACCAGCGACAUCGGAACCACCGUCACACCGGAGCCCAGCACCGUCACCACGGUGCUCAAGCAGACGACCACUGUUCUGGUCACCUCGACCGAGGCGCGCGAGACGAUUACCGUGAAGAGUACCGUCACUUCGACGAGCUUGGCUACCAAGACGCUCGAUCCCGUAACGUCAACCAUCAGCCUGGGAUCAACCGUCUACGUCACCAGCGUCUCCACCCCGAAGGCCGCCCAAGUCACCUCGACCCGGACCAUCACCUCGGGCACCGGCGGCACGUCAACCAAGACGACCAAAGCCACCACAACUUACGUGACCGUCACCUCGGUGAAGACGACAACGAAGAAAUCCACCACAACCCUCUCCUGCGUCCCCACCGACAGCCUCCAGCGCCGCUCAUACCCGCUGGGACCCCGCGCCGCCGCCGCCGCCGGCUCCGUCACCACCACCACCAUCUUCUCCACCCUCACCACCUACGUCAAGACCUCGACCGCGACCUCGGGCGCCGUCUCGACAGCCACCUCGCUCGCCUACGUCACCAAGACAAUCGGUUCCACCACCACCCUCAAGCCCACCACCCUCACCACCACCUCCACCGCCUCCCCCGCCACCAAGCUCUCCACCCUCACCGCCCGCGCCUCCACCGCCCUCCUCACCACCACCUCCACCAAACUCGCCGGCAAACCCACAACCCUCAAACCCUCCACCCUGACAGUCACCUCCCUCGCCGCCGGUGCUACCCGCACCUCCACCACCACCGUCCCCGCCGCCGGCGGCGGACCCCUCACCACCACUUCCUUCGCCACCGUCACGCUGAAAUCCACAACGACAGCCCCAGCCUCCACCGUCGUCAAGACGUCGUCUAAAGGCGUGACGAGCACGGUCGUGCAGACGCUGGCGCAGAGCACGAGCACCGCGUGGAAGACGGCGACGCUGACGCUGGCCCCGAGCGUGACGGUCGUGCGGCAGAGCACCGUGGUGAAGACGACGACGGCGAAGGCGACGAGCACGGUCGUGAGCGUCGUGACGAGGACGGCGAAGGGGGCGGGGGCGUGUACGGCGGGUGUUUGA
Messenger RNA from Diplodia corticola, 7098 nucleotides. Its product is annotated as pectinesterase family protein. Gene Ontology annotation, biological process: cell wall modification. The record is from RefSeq and is a predicted model, not a curated record. Gene Ontology annotation, molecular function: pectinesterase activity. Bases 1 to 7098 code for a protein of 2365 amino acids. Lineage: Eukaryota; Fungi; Ascomycota; Dothideomycetes; Botryosphaeriales; Botryosphaeriaceae. The transcript is spliced from 2 exons.